Molecule: messenger RNA, 3540 nt
Organism: Amoebophrya sp. A25
Lineage: Eukaryota; Dinophyceae; Syndiniales; Amoebophryaceae
Source: the annotation of a GenBank genome assembly
AACUCAAACUUCUAGCGCUAACGCAUGCCAUGGGCAUCGUAUCUAUUAGAAUGAAUUUGCCUCCAUCUUAGGAUUGUUUUGAGCACUUCUUUCAAAUAGAUACAGAAAACAUACUACCUGGUCCUUUUUGCCUGUGCCUAGUCCAUCGAUAUUUUCGCUGGACGGUAGAAGACUCGAGUUUAUUCUGGAGCCGAUCAUAAACAUGACUGCCCGGUGGCGCAACAUUAACAAUCGAUGAGUCUCGACAGCACGACAACGUUGGUGACGCAGGUCGUCCGCGAGGUCCUGCAGAAGUACCGGGUCAUCCAUCCGGCCUGGCAAAGCGAAACGUCUGGUGUCGAAAGGCAGGAGGCCAAGGUGCAGGAGGAGAGAGCCGCGUAUGUGAAGGCAUCAGACGCAACCAAAGUGAAACGGGAGUUCAAGAAACUGGAGGAUGCGGGGGACGAGUGGACACGUUCGUACGUGGAGUUCUACUGGCGACGACUCACGGGAGAAGGACUAGAAACUCUGCGAGUGUCUGAGCUCUUGAAAAAAGUCACCUUUGUGCCAGAUAUCCAGGUGGCGGAGGAAUCUCCGAGAAGGGUAUGCUUGUCUUCAACGCCGCAACCUGAGGACCCAAAGCUGCAUCCAGAUUUUGAUCAUGGUUUGGAGUUGCCUCUUCUCGAUGGAAAGAAAGUCGUACUGACCUUCCGCAUCACCUCCAGUUCAUCUGCCAAUAUUCAAGAUGCGAGCGUCCCUGAUAGAGGUGAUGUCGAACUAGAACUGGCGAAUACACUCUUGAAACAGCUGUAUGGCAUGGAGACACAAACAGAGCGGCGUGGCGGGGAUUUUUUGUACAAUCGUGGCAAUCAUCUUGCACUCAUCGACUCGCUCGAAAGGAUGGGCUCAGACAACUGUUGGGUGUCCAUCCGCACGAUGCCACUUCCAUUCUACCAGAGGCUACGACGAGAUUACCGGACUAUGAACGCUGCCGACUCUAGUGUUGUACCAGGGAGCAGUCCAUUUUCAUCCUUGGUUUCGCCACGCUCUGCGCCAGCUUCAGAGGCUGCGCGAGUGAAAUUCGUGGAGCUGGGGCCGGCCGUAGCUGAGUUUGGACAAUGGAUGCUGCCAAUAUCGUAUGUCGGCGUGCGGCUCUUCUACGAUAAGCAUGGCGAGGACCCCCACGAGCCUUGUUUAGCAGGCAAGGACACCCGACCACUACCUGUGACGUUUGCAUCGCGCUCAGAGCGGAAAAACGCCGAAAAGAAAUACUGCAAUGUCCUCGAGGCCCUUGUCGGAACGCUGAGCGUGGACGAGGUAGAGAAGUGGCCCCCAACACUGCGAAGUCCUGCCGAUAAGAAUAGAGUAAGCGAGAAGGGGGUAGAAGCGGAGGCCGACGAAGACGACGACAGCUCCUCACAACAAGAUGAAGACGAGGAACAGGAACUCGAUGCAUCACCAGUCGCGGGUAAGACGAACAGGCCAAUUUCUAGAACACCUACUUCAACGUCUACUCCGUCUAGUAGGACUUUAUUGUCGGUGGAGGAGAAAGUGAAGUUGUUGAAGAGGCUGUGCGGCCUGGCAGUGAGUGUUUUAGCUGUGGAUGUUGCUAUCACUGGACUGCUAGAUCGAGAGCCUCCUGGGAGGGGGUUUACCUCCAUAGACAGAAUCUGGGAGACUCGUAAGGAUGAAAACUCGGGUGGCCGUUAUGACAGCGAUCUUGUUGCCUUUUUGCAGACUCUCAGGGUGGAUCACGAGGCAGCUCUGCGCGAAAUAGAACGCGAAAUACGAGUGCUAGCUGCAGACUUCACAAAUGACCUGGGAAAUUUCGACGAUGACCAUUUUUCCGAUGUAGAAGAUGAGAAACGUCGUGGUGAGAAAAAUGCAUUAACCUCUUCGAGUUCUGAAGUCAGGCCGAUGAAGUCAGGCGAAACUAACCGAAGUUUGCGGGACGACGUUCUUUCAGCUUUCGUACUUUCCUCGUCGAUCAUGUCCUCGCAGCAUAGCAACUCAAACACAGUGAACAGUAAAAACAAAAGUUUGAGGCGGGAGGUGGAUGACGUAGGAGCGAUCACAAAACUCGUAGGAUGGUUGCACGAUGAGUUGAAGUACAUGCAGGGAGACACGCGCGCUCAGCUGCGCGAAUGCGUCGGCUGGACGGAAGAUGGUCGCGAGUUCUGUUUCCUUUGUAACAAGUACAUGGACGAAUCGCACACCAGCAGCCAUAUGCACAAAGCCCGAUGCCAAGACUACCUCUCCUACCGCCUCAUCGUGCUGACCAACAAGUCGUGGCAAAAGGAAAGGAUAAAAGACGACGAAAUUAAUAGACUUCGAAUACACCCUCUCCCUCGCGUUAAUCUUAAUACUGCUGUAGCGUCCUCGCCGCCGUCCUUACCAUCUAGUGGAAGCAGUAGCGAUAUGAAGAGACGAGGGAGGAACGCUUCUGGAAUAAAAGCUGCGAAACUAGAAGAGCUGCGCUCCAAUCAGAAAGUAGAACAAGUUGUAGCCCCUUCUACAGGCAAAUCUCGGGCGAAAAAGAAUAGAAAAGAGCAGGAGCAGUCGCAGGACCACGAUGAAGUUAUUGUCACACCUUUCGACACCGCGACUGCAAAGUCUUCUGCUUCGGCUUCUUCGACAAGCGUGCCGCUAAGCGCCACAAAUGCAGAAAUCAAGCAAGGGACUGUAAAUGAAAGAGCGAAAGUCGAGCGAAAGCCACAUCCUCAGCCAAAGCAGCUGGCGCCAUCUUUUUCCCCCCGCACCAGAGCAGACCCAGACCCAGUACUGCAUACCCCGCACGCUCCUUCGCCAAAGCAAAAACUAGAUCACACGAAGCCUGCAGCGUCCGACGCAGUCGUUCGAAGCUUGGUUUUGCAGUACAGCAAAGGCGGUCAGGGCUGGUACUGUCUCCUCUGCAAGAAGCCGCCGAAAGGUGUUGCAAAAUGGGCAGGGGAAACCGAGAAGGAUGUGACGGAGCACUGCGCAACGGAGGACCAUACAGCGAGAGUCCUUGAAUUUCGCAAAUAUUCAAUUGCAGAGUCACUCGAGCAUUACGCCAUCGAAGAGAAACGAGAAAGUCUCCGGUUGAAAUUUCCCUAAACACGAUCUUCCUCUCCAUCUUCCUUAUCAAAGCGUCUACUCAUAUAUGAAAAAUUCUGCUUCAGCUGCAAAUUAGAAGAUGACUCUACUUCAGAUGAAUCAUGAGAGGACUACGCGCUUGCAGUUGCACACGCGAGCACUCAUGCCGGCGUCAUGAUGAGAGUCAGCAUAUGAGCAUGAAAGAGUGAAUCGUGACCCUAUGAGGGUAAUAUAGAAAAUCAUGACCUCCACUCGAUCUAGAAAGGGAGAGGCCUUCAGUUGUCUACUCCUCGCUGAGUCUGUAAGAGUGCGUCGUUGGCUGUGCGAUUUCUCUUGGUCUGACUGGGUGUACAACAACAACAUCACACAUCCUACAACUCCUGAGUGAGGGAGCAGCUCCUCAGCUGGACUCUGUUUCUCAUUUGAGAUUGAGUAGUUCUUGUUGAAGAUUACAAGAAUGGCAAGAAGAUAAGUCGGUGCAAGCGU